This is a messenger RNA of Archocentrus centrarchus (flier cichlid), 976 nucleotides long. RefSeq names its product BCL2 like 10 (gene bcl2l10). The record is from RefSeq and is a predicted model, not a curated record. NCBI's taxonomy places the organism in Eukaryota, Metazoa, Chordata, Actinopteri, Cichliformes, Cichlidae. Gene Ontology annotation, cellular component: mitochondrial outer membrane. Gene Ontology annotation, biological process: regulation of apoptotic process; extrinsic apoptotic signaling pathway in absence of ligand; intrinsic apoptotic signaling pathway in response to DNA damage. Gene Ontology annotation, molecular function: BH domain binding. Bases 196 to 807 code for a protein of 203 amino acids. The transcript has 4 exons.
CUAUGGUGGUCGCUGUAGGACAAACGACUUUUAUAAAACUGUGAAAGGAGUUUGAUACAAGUCGAUGAGUCAGUGACGCUCACUUCUGUCCUAUGACCGCGAUACUGAGUCAUGGCUGAGUAGGCGGAGUCAGGCAUUUGCGCAGCAGCUGAAAGGAAGACGCGACUGUACUGAGGUUCUCCUUCCGCCGUCUGUAUGUGCAGAGAGCAGUCUGAUAUCGCUGGGAGGAAAAUGGUCCCUGGGCUGUGGAAAGAAACCCUGGGUUUGGCUGAGGACUACCUGUCUUUGUGCUGCACAAAUCCACAUCAAGUCCCUCCACCUCCCAGCGAGUCAGCCGCUGCCAUGAGACGUCUGGGCCAGGAUAUUGAGCGGCAGCACCAGGCUCGCUUUGACAACCUUGCUCAGACCUUCCUGAGGCAUUGCGGGCCGGAUCACUGCUCUAGCCUCAGGAAGGUGAUGGAGGAGCUGGUGGGAGACGGACACUUGAACUGGGGGAGGGUUGUUUCCCUCUUUGCUUUUACUGGGGUGCUAGCCAGAAAGAGGCUGGAGCAGAAGCCAGGGCUGGACCCUGGGCAACAGCAGGAACUGGGACAGGAGCCCAUAAGCUGCAGGGAGCUGGCAGAGACCAUAGCUGAUUACCUGGGGGAAGAGAAGAAAGACUGGCUCUUGGACAAUGAUGGAUGGGAGGGUUUCUGUAAGUACUCCCGCAGUGCCAGAGAGGUGAGCCAGGACUCUUCCAUGAAGACCGCGCUGUUUGCUGCUGCUGGCGUCGGCCUGGCCGGGCUUACUUUCCUUUUGGUGCGCUAGCUGGCCUUCUCCACCCUUAAUGUGUCCUCAUGCUUUCAACUUACUCGGCACAGUUAGUGUAUGUAGAGAUCUGACCACUGUGCUGCAAAAUGGGCCUUCUAAUGUAAAAUCAGGGUUGUAUCAAGAGGUUAAAUCAGGGGUGUCCAAACUUGCGGCCUGCGGGCCGCUU